This is a messenger RNA of Sphenostylis stenocarpa, 1578 nucleotides long. The record is from the annotation of a GenBank genome assembly. Lineage: Eukaryota; Viridiplantae; Streptophyta; Magnoliopsida; Fabales; Fabaceae.
AUGAGUAGCAGGGCUAGGAACUUGUGUACCCUCCCUGCAAAUAAUGCAAAAUACCAUCACGGUCAAGUUGUUUGGAACAGGAUUUGUUUCCAUAAAGGGCCAGCUCUACCACCUAUAGGUCAAAUUGCCCGUGUGGUAAGUUUGGCUAUGGUCAAAUCAAAUUUUGUUGUUCAUGGUGUGAUUGCCUUCAUCAUAGGGGAGCUUGCGUGGACAAAAGGGAAAUGGGCAGAAGCCGAGUCCUCUCCGACAAGGGAUUCGUUUUAUGUGCAUGCACAAGAUGGACGUGUAUAUAUAACCACAGCUCUCUUUGCAGCCAUAGAGGUUUUUAUCUUGUUUCUCAGGGCUGUCUAUUUGGUGAUUUUGUUCUCUCCUUGCAUAGCUAUGGCUCCUUUAGUUGACUCUUUUGGCACUCAAUUUAGAAAAACAUGGAUUCAUGUUGUUCGCAUUACACUUGAAAAAGCUGGCCCAGCAUUCAUUAAGUGGGGUCAAUGGGCUGCAACCAGACCUGAUCUCUUUCCAAGGGAUCUCUGUGAUGAACUUGCAGAAUUUCAAACAAAAGCACCAUCACAUAAAUUUAACUAUAGCAGAAAAUGCAUUGAAAAUGCAUUUGGUCGCAAAUUACAUGAAAUAUUUGAAAAGUUUGAGGAGGAACCAGUAGCAUCAGGUAGCAUUGCUCAAGUUCAUCGAGCUACACUAAGAUACAAAUUCCCUGGUCAACAAAUCAAGCCUGUUGAUGUAGCAGUGAAGGUCCGACAUCCAGGGGUUUGUGAAGCAAUUAGAAGAGAUUUUGUCCUUAUCAAUCUUUUGAUCUUUGAAGCAGCGCAUCUUAGUCGCUUUAUCUAUAAUUUCCGGAGAUGGAAAGAUGUUUCAUUCCCAUUGCCUCUGUAUCCCCUCGUUCACCCUUCUGUUUUGGUAGAAACCUUUGAACAGGGUGAAAGCGUUUUGAACUAUGUUGACCAUCUUGAAGGACACGAACAUUUCAAAAGUGCACUAGCUCAUAUUGGAACACAUGCUCUUUUGAAGAUGCUUUUGAUGGACAAUUUUAUCCAUGCAGACAUGCAUCCUGGAAAUAUUCUUGUCCGAGUAGGAAAAAGUAAAUCAUCACCUAUACCACUCUUGAAGUCAAGGCCUCAUGUAAUUUUCCUUGAUGUGGGCAUGAUUACUGAACUUUCGAAGAGGGAACGAGAAUAUUUACUGGAAUUCUUUAAGGCUGUUGCACUUCAAGAUGGACGUUCAGCUGCAGAGUGCACACUUAGAUUAUCCAAACGACAAAAUUGCCCGGACCCAAGAUCUUUUAUUGAGGAGGUGGAUAAAUCAUUUAAACUUUGGAGGUCUCCAGAAGGUGAAUCUGUCCACACAGCUGAUCGAAUGCAACAAUUGCUUGAACAUGUUAGACGCUGUAAAGUUAAUAUAGAUGGAAAUGUUUGUGCUGUGAUAGUGACCACACUGGUUCUGGAGGGUUGGCAGCGAAGGCUUGAUCCAGAAUAUGAUGUGUUGAAUGCUUUGCAAACACUGCUAUUUAAAGCUGACUUGGUAGAGUCUCUCUCUUAUGCGAUUGAGGGAUUGGUGGCCCCGUGA